AUGCGAGAAUUUUCAUCUAAAACAGCCACUGCUACAACACAACGAGCACAUGAUCUUAUACUCGAUUAUAUUAAAGAAGCUACACAGGGUUUAGCAAAAAUGAGCAUUAAUAGAAUUCGUCGUGCUUCGAUUGAAAAAGACGAAUGGGAUGCUCUAAAAACAUUUGAAAAUGUUGCAUCAGAACAACAAAAAAUGUAUGCUAAAUCCUUUUGCAAAUCAACAUUAAUUAACUACCAUAAGAAAAAGAAAAAUUUUGAAUUGGUAGCUGCACAUAUAUCAAAUGAUAUAAUACCGAAAAUCUUACCAAAGUAUGACUUUAAUCUUCCUGUGGACAAAAAUUCACUUUCAAGUGAACAAGUCCAGGAGAAUAGAGAAAACAUACAUAAUUUAUCAAAAGAUUUUCGUCUUAAAGCAACAGAACUCUAUCUAAAAAUCGUCAAAGAAGAAUUUGAAUUUCAAAAAGAAAGAUUACAAAAACUUAUUGAUGAUUUUCCACAAGAUAGAUAUGAAGUACCAUCAACACAAAUUAAUACAAAUGUUGUUGUUGAUGAUGAUGAUGAUGAUGACGAAGAACCUUUAGAUUAUAGGGUUUUUACUCAAAAACCAUUAUCACAACAACGACAAGAAACUAUAAAUAAUCAAAAAGGUUCUGAAUUAUUUAAAAAAUAUAUUGUAAUUGCACAUAAAAGAGCUCAAUUAGAAAUUGAAAGAGAAGUGCAUUUUUUAUCCGAACGAGGCGUCCAAGAGACGCCAGUCGGAACACAAGAGCCAAAAGAUCUAAAUCCAGUAAUGCGAAUGGAUUUUUUGCUCCAAGUAUAA
Rotaria sp. Silwood1 is the source of this 819-nucleotide messenger RNA. The record is from the annotation of a GenBank genome assembly. NCBI's taxonomy places the organism in Eukaryota, Metazoa, Rotifera, Eurotatoria, Philodinida, Philodinidae.